This is a messenger RNA of Panicum virgatum (switchgrass), 1894 nucleotides long. RefSeq names its product binding partner of ACD11 1-like. The transcript is spliced from 6 exons. The coding region runs from base 381 to 1586 and encodes 401 amino acids. The record is from RefSeq and is a predicted model, not a curated record. Gene Ontology annotation, molecular function: RNA binding. Lineage: Eukaryota; Viridiplantae; Streptophyta; Magnoliopsida; Poales; Poaceae.
GCACCAGCACUGCUCCUAUGAAACCGCCACCAAAAUGCGCGCGCGACGGUUCCAUUUCUGCCCGCCCCAUCUCGUUCCCGUUCCCAGACGGAGCGCGAGGCCGUAGGGAUCGCAUCCGCGGAGGUGUAUUUGGGGAUCUUGAUUAGGAUCAGCUUGGAUGCGGAUUGAUGCCUGAUAGAUUAUGCUAUAUGGGCUCUUGUCGUGGUUCUCUGAAUCUUGUCCAUCGUUCUGGUUUGCGAAUGCCUAGAAUUUCGAAGCCUGCCCAUUUGUAGAUUCAGACAUUUCAGAUUUCCUACCAAAGGCAACACAACGUUCUCUUCGAUUGAAAUCAUGUGUAAUUGCUUCAAGUGGUACCGUUCAGAUGCCCUUCACCAAAGUGGAUGCUUGCAAUUUAUGCAAGCAUGACUGGCACAAUAAAGGUCCACAAUGUCUCGCUUAAUGCAUCAGAGCAAGAUAUUAGCGAGUUCUUUUCGUUCUCUGGUGACAUAGUAUAUGUCGAACUGCAAAGUUGUGAUGAGCGGUCGCAGUUUGCCUACAUCACGUUCGGAGAUAAUCAAGGAGCAGAGAGGGCUAUGCUUCUUACGGGUGCGACUAUAGCAGAUAUGUCUGUCAUCAUCACACCAGCCACUGAUUACAAGCUGCCGGCAUCUGUUUUAGCUGAUUUAGAGUCAAAAAAUGCUGGUGGCAUGGAAUCCGCCCUUCGGAAGGCAGAGGAUAUUGUCGGUUCUAUGCUAGCCAAAGGAUUUGUUCUUGGCAUGGAUGCUGUUGAAAAAGCGAAGGCUUUUGAUGAAAAGCAUCAGCUCACAUCGACUGCAACUGCCAAGGUCGCUUCCCUUGACAAAACAAUGGGCCUAAGCCAGAAAUUCAACACCAGUACCAUAGUUGUGAAUGAGAAAAUGAAGGAAAUGGAUGAGAAAUACCAGGUUGCAGAGAAGACAAAGUCAGCAUUAGCUGCUGCUGAACAGACUGUCUCUACUGCCAGUUCUGCUAUCAUGAGCAACAGGUAUGUCCUUACAGGGGCAGCAUGGGUAACUGGUGCCUACAGCAAGGUUGCAACCACGGCAACUGAUGUUGGUGCGAAGGCAAAGGAAAGGAUGAUGGCCGAGCAGGAGGGAGAGCAUCGAGACCGUGAACUCGAAAGGACUCAUUUGCCUGAAAGCUCCGAAGCAGAUGGGCAAGAGUGCAAGCUUCAGGAAGUCUCUGCAAAUCUGGGAAGUUCUGAAACGACUCAGCAGGAGAGCAAGCACCAAGAGGGUGAAAGUCAAAUGAGUAACGUGCCAGGCAACACUGAAAUAGUUAAAGAUCAGCUGAAAAAUCAGGAGGGUGAAAUCGCAGUGGCCCAAGAAAACACUGAAAUAGUUGAGAAGGAGCCUAACCAACAUGAGACUGAACUAUGCAAGGCCAAUAUUCCAGACAGCCUUCUGAUGGCUGAACAAACUGAGCAGGAGCACAAGCAACCGAGUGGUGAGUUUGCCAAGACCCAUGUCCCUGGAAGCCCUGUCACUAUUCCAGUCACCACGACCACUAUUGAUGGGGAUUCUAGCAACAGUCCCAAGAAGCCUGAAUCUGCCCAGGGAUUUCUGUAAUACAUUACUGUAGAUACAGGAUAGAGUGACAAUGAUAGUUUCUUUCAGUUCUUGCUUUGAAUCUGCUAUCCUUCAGGCUUAAUUGUUUUCAGGCAAUGUUAGUUUUCCUUCAGCUCUUGAUUUUGGAUUUGCCAUCCUUUAGUGUUGUUUUUAGGCAAUGAUAGUUUCAUUCAGCUCUUAGCUGUUGAAUGUGUCAUCCUUCAAUGAUGUUUUCAGGCAUAAUGGAGGUGGUUAUUUUCUAGUAACAAUCAUUUGGUGUUUUUUUGGUCUAGUUUUUCGUGAAGUUGCAACUUGAGUUGUCUUCUACA